AAAAAUAAAAUAAUUAUAAAUUUAUAAAGAAAAAAAAAUUAAUUAUAAAUAAGUUUUUAAUAAGAAAUAAUUCCUAGAAAUAUAUUCAUUUUUUAUAGAGUGUUCACUUGAAAAUGGCGUUUCUAAAAUUAUGCAUAUUCGCCAUGGUCAUAGGCUGCACAUUGGCCCAGCGUCCCGGCUUCAAGGCAGGCCCCAGCUAUCCCAAGUCACAACGUCAUUUCCCGAAACGUACCACCGACCCACCGGUCCCUCAAGAAGACUAUGUACCCACCGAAGAAUGCCCUGAAUCGGAUGGUUUCUUCCCAGAUUCUGAACAAUGUGAUAAAUACUAUGCUUGUGUAGAUGGUGUGCCCACAGAGAAAUUAUGCGCCGAUGGCAUGGUUUUCAAUGACUACAGCAGCCAUGAAGAGAAAUGUGAUUUGCCCUACAACAUUGAUUGCUCCAAACGUCCGAAAUUGCAGGAACCACAACCCACCCAACAUUGUCCCCGCAAGAAUGGCUAUUUCGGUCAUGAGAAACCUGGCAUUUGUGACAAGUUCUACUACUGUGUUGAUGGCCAAUUCAAUAUGAUCACCUGUCCCGCUGGUUUGGUAUUCAAUCCCAAGACUGGAAUUUGCACCUGGCCCGAUGAGGUUGGUGUCAGCGGUUGCAAAUCGGAAGAUAUCUUUGAAUUUGAGUGCCCAGCUGUCAACGAGACCAUUGCUGUGACCCAUCCCCGCUAUGCCGAUCCAGAUGAUUGCCAGUUCUUCUAUGUCUGUGUAAAUGGUGAUACACCACGUCGCAAUGGUUGCAAGUUGGGUCAGGUGUUCGAUGACACGAAGAAACAUUGUGAAUGGGCUCGUUUGGUGCCUGAGUGUGCCGAUUGGUACAAGGAUCGUUUGACCGAUGCCGAAUUGGAGGAAUUGGAAAAUCCCAAACCCAAGGAAAAGAAGAAGCCCCAACGUACACGUGGCCAAUCGAGACGUAAGCCAGUCCAAGUCGAAGAAGACGAGGAGGAAGAGUAGAAGCAGUACUUUUUAACUUUUGUAAAGACUGCAGCUUUUAAAGAAACGCUUAGCUUUAAGUUUUUAUAAAAAGAGAAAAAAAUAAUUAUUUUUGUAUAAAUUUUUGAAAUGUUUAGAAACAACUAAAUUUUUUUGUGAAUA
Molecule: messenger RNA, 1145 nt
Organism: Musca domestica (house fly)
Lineage: Eukaryota; Metazoa; Arthropoda; Insecta; Diptera; Muscidae
Product: protein obstructor-E
Exons: 5
Coding region: 114-1004 (296 amino acids)
Cellular component (GO): extracellular region
Molecular function (GO): chitin binding
Source: RefSeq, a predicted model, not a curated record